AUGAUAGUGGAUAUGAAUGAAGAAGAUGAGAAGAUGAUAAGAAUUGAGGAAGAAAAAGAAUUGUAUGAUCUCGAUGAUGAUUAUCAUGAAGAGGACAAGGGUGAAAGAGAUGAUGACAUUGAAACUGUGGAUGAUACUGAGGAUGAAGAUGUUAUUGACGGCGAUGAAGAUGAUGUUGAUGCCGAAGAAGAGGAUGAGGGUGAAAGAGAUGAUGACAUUGAAACCGAGGACGAUACUGAUGAUGAAGAUGGUAUUGACGGCGAUGAAGAUGAUGUUGAUGCCGAAGAAGGUCAUCAUGAUUAUGAUGAUGAUGGCGAUAAAGACGAUGAGCAUUUUCCAGAUGAAGUCUGGGAUUGA
Messenger RNA from Nilaparvata lugens (brown planthopper), 357 nucleotides. RefSeq names its product prostatic spermine-binding protein-like. The transcript is spliced from 2 exons. Bases 1 to 357 code for a protein of 118 amino acids. The record is from RefSeq and is a predicted model, not a curated record. Lineage: Eukaryota; Metazoa; Arthropoda; Insecta; Hemiptera; Delphacidae.